Molecule: messenger RNA, 1032 nt
Organism: Spodoptera littoralis (African cotton leafworm)
Lineage: Eukaryota; Metazoa; Arthropoda; Insecta; Lepidoptera; Noctuidae
Source: the annotation of a GenBank genome assembly
AUGACAAUCAGCAGUGGAGGUUGGACCUGCUACUUCAUCAUGGGCAUGUCCUUCGGCGCUUCCACAGUCUUCAUCCCACAGAUCAGGAAGGAGGCCAACUCCGAUGAUGCUAUCAGUGAAUCUACUGCUUCUUGGAUACCUGCCAUUAUGGUCUACUCCGGCUUACCUUGGACGUGCAUCUUACCAAUCUUCAUGAAGUACAUCGGACGAAAAUACACCUUCAUGUUCGUCUCAGUCAGCAACUUGAUAAGUUUCAUCGUGUUUUACUUCAGUGUCACAGUCAAUCAGAUCAUCAUCAGCCAAGUGAUUAAUGGGAUCAAUACAGGAUCUCACUUCACUGUGUCAGUCAUGAUUAUCACUGAGUACACCUCACCCAAGCAUAGAGGAUUUUUCUUGACUGUGAAAUCUGCUACUCUCUUCUGGGGUAUUUUAAUGUCUAAUGCCAUUGGGACAUUCUUCCAUUGGAGGAACAUUGGUCUAGCUGGUAUCAUCUGCAGUGCUUACGGCCUGUUGAUAGCAAUUGUACUUCCUGAAUCACCAUUUUGGUUGGCAACGAAACAGCGUUUCGAAAGGGCUGCCGACACACAUAGAUGGAUGAUGGGAUUCGGUAAGCAAGCAGAAACAGACUUAGAAAAAUUAAUUAACUACCAAAAGAAUCUCAAUUUAGAAGCACAGCAGAACAAGUUCAGCUUGAAAGGAUACAUUAUCGGGUACUUGAAGAUAAUAUCUAAAAGACAGUUUUACAAGCCCUUGGUUUUGUGUCUGAUUGUGCAUUCUCUUUAUAUAUUCUCUGGUAAAGUAGUAUUUAGUGUGUAUGCUAUAGAUAUUAUUAGUAAAAUUACAGCUGGGCACCACAUAUCGCCUUAUACUGCUAUGUUGGUUCUCGACGGUGUCACUGUACUAUCAAAACAAGGAAUAUUCCCAAAUAAAACAUUCCCGACUCAAGAACAGACCUUCCAGCCCACUAUCAAUAAAACCACCACGCGGCUACUUCGUGUCACUGAUGCAUUUUCUAUUAUUAGAUUCAGUUGA